This is a messenger RNA of Rotaria socialis, 1176 nucleotides long. The record is from the annotation of a GenBank genome assembly. NCBI's taxonomy places the organism in Eukaryota, Metazoa, Rotifera, Eurotatoria, Philodinida, Philodinidae.
AUGAGCCCAAUUAAGACAACUACGCAAUCAUCGUUUCAAGCACGUUCUACUUCUGAAGAAUCUUACUGUUCACCAUGGGAUCUUAAAUUACAAGAAGAAAAAUUAAAAUUACUUAAUGACCAACAUCAAAUAUCACUAUCGAAGCCUAGUGCACCAUUAAUGGAUGAUGUACUUCAAUCAUCAAAUAUAAACAAUCAAUCAGCAUGUUCAACAUUCAAUCGUAAUCAUGCAAAUAUGUUAUUUCAUCCAACGUGUUCAGUACGUCAAUCAUCAUCAAUAACAACAAGAAAAUCUCUGAUACAUCUCGACCUAUUACCACCUGAACUUCCACCGUUACCACCAGGUGGUUUAGUACCACCGUGUCCAUCGAGUACUAACAAUAAUACUCAUAAUGAAAAUUCGAUUAUAGACAAUCUUGAUCUGCCAUCAAAAAGCAUCAUUCAUGGUCUCAAUCAACAUAAAAUUUGUUCCGGUACAGAUACUUCACGUAGUUUUUUAUUUGCUAUAACAUCACCAUGUAGUAAACGUAGUAAAAAAGUGGACACAACAACAGCAACAACAACAACUAAAGAUGACAAUCCACCAACAUUAUUUGCAGCAGCUUUACUCCGUUUUAAACAUUUAAGUUCAUCAGUUCAGAAUAAUUCUCUAUAUAAAAUAGAGACAGCUUAUGAACAGCCGUGGGAAAAAUUGCAAACAUCUUUUAUUAAUAAUCUUUCAUCGUCAACUAAUCGUAAUGGGGGUUCAUUGCAGAAAAUACCUUUUACAGAACAAAAACAUCAACGGUGUUCAUAUGCAGAUGAUACAAAAAUAAUUCCAAUUGAUCGUUAUUUUUGGUAUCAUCAUACAAUGUCUCGGCGACAAGCAGAAAAUGUUUUAGAAUUUCGUCCUCACGGUAGUUUUCUCGUACGUCAAAGUGAAAGUGGAAAUCAAAAUGAUUAUUCACUUUCUAUUAAAACAAUGCAGGGUUGUAUGCAUAUGCGUAUCUGCUAUUCAGCAGGCUUCUAUAUACUUGGUGAAUGCUCACGACCAUUUUCAAGUGUAUCAAGUAUGAUUAAAUAUUUCAGUCAAGUAUCUGUACCUAUUCGUGGCGCAACACAUAUUAAAUUAGGUACACCGGUAUUACGAUGGGAGAUACUAUCAACAUCGUCAUGGUCGAAUGAAGAACUUUUGUAA